ACCCCACCCUGCUAUCUCCAACCUUGAGGGAUAUAUGUUCUGUGCUUUCUAAUGGACUUGGGUUUUUUUAUCUUUCUUUGAACAAGUGCAAGGUAAGCGUUAAAUACUAUCUAGAAUUUUUCUCAAUCAUAAUCAAGAAUAGAAAAGGUGUUAUUCAAAUUCUGAAGUAUCUUCUUAUUUACUGAAGAAAAUUAAUCAAAUAAUCAUGAAUAUUAUAUCACAAACACAAUGAAAUCACAAAUUAAGAAUGGAUUUUCAUGAGAGAAUUAUUCUUCAUGAAUAAUAUUCGAUUUUUCCUUUCCUUCUCCAAUCUUCAUGAGGGAAUUGUCAUGGUAAGUACUCCAAAUCUAUACUAUAACCUUGACAUGUACGAGUUCAUGGGGAAGUAAGAAACCACAAUAGGAGCACUAGAUGACUCUGAUUUGCUCUUGGGUUUCUCUACGUUAGGCGCUUUCAUGCUGGAGACUUGUACUGAAUCAUCAGCAACUCGGGAAGACGAAGACGAUGAUGAUGAUGAUGAUGAUGAAGGAACAAAGCAACUGAAAACAGCUGACAAGUGAACCAUUUUCUUGGUUUUGAGGACCUGUGGAGUUAGCUUACAGAGAUAGUUUUUCUUGAGCUGAAGAAACAGAGGAAUUUAAUGGCAGAUGGUUUCUGAUUGAUGAAGUUGAAGGUGAGAACCUGUGUAUAUAUAUACAGAAGGAAGAUACAUGAGAACUGGAAGUUUCACUUGAGCUAGUACUUGAUGUGCAAGGAAAGAAAUUCAAAGUUUCCAGGAUUCUGCCAGGUCUGACCACGUAGAGGUACUGACUGGUGAUAGUGAUAUUCCACCUUUGCCCCGGAAAUACACGCAACACUUUCCUUUUACCUGUGCACUCAGUAGCAAUGAAACAAGAAGGCAAGGAGAGAGAAGUGGGCCCUUUUCAUGAAGGAAAUUAAACAAUAUUUAAAGCUUUUUAUGAUUUGCUUAAGUCAACAAUUAGUUAAAAUAGUAAUACGAAUGAAUUUCACAUGGAAGGGCAUUUCGGACAUUCCACGUGACCAGAGAGUUAUCAUGUGAAUGGAAGUUCUCUAGUCUCUUUCCUUCAUCUACUGCAGCAGAGAUAUUUUCCCUCCCACGAAUUUAGCCUUUUGAGAAAUUGAGAAAAUGCCUCUCAAGUUGCUGGAUGCCACCGUAUCAUCCUUCGACGGUGUGUUUCAGAAGUUCAUAUCGGAGGCACCACUAAACAAAGCUAAUUUAAUCCUUUUAUUGGCUGAUAAAGACCCAUCAACCAAUCUCAGUUGGUGCCCCGGCAUACUGAGAGCUGAACCUGUAAUUUACAAGAAGCUGGAAGCAUCAUCAGAUGACAUUACACUCCUGCGAGCUGAUGUUGGAGAUAGACCAACCUGGAGAAAUCCUCAGCAUCCAUGGAGUUUGGACUCAAGGUUCAAGCUCACUGGAGUUCCUACACUGGUCAGCUGGGAGAAUGAUGCAAUCAAAGGUCGCCUUGAGGACUAUGAAGCCCACCUCGAGCACAAAAUCAAUGCACUCGUUUCUAGUAAAAUAAGUCAUAGAUGGUUGGGAAUCUUAUAGAUUGUUGUACUGUAAGCAUUUGCUGGUUUCUCAAGCAACGCUUGUUAAUAAUGUUGAGUUUUAAGCUUUGAGUAUCUAUGAAACUGAUAUGUUGUAAUGGAUUAUAGCUAAUUGGACUAUGAAGAUGUUGGUAGUA
Hevea brasiliensis (rubber tree) is the source of this 1709-nucleotide messenger RNA. Its product is annotated as thioredoxin-like protein Clot. Gene Ontology annotation, cellular component: cytosol. Gene Ontology annotation, molecular function: protein-disulfide reductase [NAD(P)H] activity. Lineage: Eukaryota; Viridiplantae; Streptophyta; Magnoliopsida; Malpighiales; Euphorbiaceae. The record is from RefSeq and is a predicted model, not a curated record. The transcript is spliced from 2 exons. The coding region runs from base 1148 to 1573 and encodes 141 amino acids.